Molecule: messenger RNA, 741 nt
Organism: Cooperia oncophora
Lineage: Eukaryota; Metazoa; Nematoda; Chromadorea; Rhabditida; Trichostrongylidae
Source: the annotation of a GenBank genome assembly
AUAUUUCAGUCCUCAUGUCAGAACUGUCUCGAAAACAUUCUCGGAUUCAGAUCCGACUGUCACGCAGCACAGUACAGUCGUCACAGUUCCUCUUGUGUUUUGCUCAAGGCUUCACCAAAUACCGUAUACAACAUGAGAAAUUAUUUCACCUACAAUGAUGGCGUGGAUGUGUACGAAAACAACUGUGUGGAAGUGAUGAUGUCAUCUUCAAAAUGCACUUUCAUGCGAUUAUCUGUAGCUGGCUUUACGGAUAUGUACGAUGAAGUCGUUUCGGAUGUGGCUGACGCUGAGGAAUGUGAGAGAACUUGUGUCAAUCAACACAUCGUUGGCGAUCCGUGCAGGUCUUAUACCCAUGACAAAGGGACACAAGCGUGCUACCUGAGCCAUUACGAUGGGCGAGGAUCGGGACGAAGCCCGAUGAGCAUCCGGAAUGAAAAUCUUACGUAUGGAUCGUUGGAUGACUGCAUAGAAUUUGCUCUGAAGUGCCGCAACGACGCUUUCGAAAUUCAUGGAUCAUCGAUGCGACUGUUCAGCGGUUCAAUGAAAACGAAACGGCUGAAAAAGGUAACCUGUGAGAGGUCGGUGACAUCAUCUUAUCGGUUCACUGUAUCGAUGCCAUAUGAGGAAUGCGGUAUCGAGAAAACGGCUGUGCCAUCUUCAUCGUACAGUGGUCUAGUUUACGUUAAAGAAGGCAGUACCACUUUGGUGACGAUACGUGACAAGCUUCUGCAGGUACGGUAG